CUGAACGUUUACAUAAGUGUCUUGGCUUCAGAGUGCUUCAUAUACACUCACUGACCAAGCUUCCCAGCUCUUCGAGAGGCAGAUCACCAUUCCCCCAUACACCGGUUGAGAAACUACCGGUGUCGGAGGUAAAGGGCCCAUGUCAGAAUUUACAGGACCCCAGGGUUUUACAGCUAUGAUCCCUCCUUUGUGUGCAGAAUUGUGAGAGUAGCUAGGAACCCCCUUCCCACAAAGCGCUUGCAGUUGGGAUGCGGGACACAGCCCUGCUCCAUGUUCCAGGCUGAGCUAUUUUCACUGUAUUUGAAUGAUCAGUACUCCAGCUUCCCUUAUCCACUAGUAUCCGCCCCCUGGCCUCUGCCCUGAGGACGCCAAGCAGAAGGAGGCAGGAAAGCGGAAACUAGGCUAAAUGAGCCAAAGCAGGGGAGACGCAGUAAUAGGAGGGGGGUCGCCCCCCGCUUCCUCUGGGUGCCUGCCAGGGCUCUGCUCAAAUAUUUGGUUCUGGAGGUGCACUACAGGGAUUCUUGCUGUUGUUGUGGUUUUGAUCUUGUGUAUUCACCUUGUGGUAAAUAGCUCAUCCGGGAAAGGUUCUUAUGGCUCUCCUCCUCCGGAAGCCUGCCCUGCCGACUGGCUGUACCACCAAAGGAAAUGUUACUACUUCUCUGAGACAGAAAAGGACUGGGAUUCCAGUUGGAGCUUUUGUUCCUCACACAACAGCUCCCUGACUGUAAUUGAAAACCAGCAGGAACUGAACUUUAUAAUGAAAAUAACAAAGCAAGAUCCGUGGAUUGGACUUCACAAGACAGGAGAAGAAUUCCAUUGGGUAAACGGGACUCCAUUAGAUAGAAAUCUGUUGGCAGUAAAGGGUUCUGGAGAAUGUGCCUAUAUUGAAUCAGAUGUGGUCUCCAGUUCUGGAUGCUCAUUAACCAGGGGUUGGGUCUGUAAAAAAACCUCUUAGCUCUGUGUACUCAUGCUUCACUGAGCCAAUUAAUCUAAGACUCAGAGUUCAAUUGUCACAGUUCAGGGCAACUGCACCUGUGCUUCCCCUCAGUGACCCAGCAACUAGUCUCAGGCUUGUUGCAUCUCUCUCCCUUCUGACUGAGGUAUUUCCAAGGCUGCACAGUUCCCUGCCUUUACUGUGUUGUUCCUAGCACAGACAGGUUGUCCAAGGACACCUGCUUGCUUUCUCCUCCGAGACAGUUAGCAGGUGUAAUUGCUUCAGUUACAAGAUACCACACAGCACUUCCUAUGAGAGCCCACUUUAUUCUUAUGGUAAAAAAUCAUUACAGAGAAAGCAUUAAAACAAUAAAAGACACUACACACAUGCUACUAAGCUUCCCAGAGUUCAUCCUAACAUGGAUUCUGACAGGAGCAGUUCUUCCAUCCCCCCCACCCAACAGAUUCCUUGUGGUUACAAGUUCAUCAUAGCUUCAGCUCAGAACAAGCUCACUAGGGCUAGUCCUUCCAACACUACCAGAGGUCCUGUCUGUUUUCUGGAUCAGGAAGAAGGCCCUGAAGCUGGUUGAAAAUCAGGCUAUUUAUCCAAAAAUCUUUUUUGUCUGUUGGUCCCUGGAGAGUCUAGUUUGAACUAGUGGAGGUGCACUUCUUCAAGUGGUGGUGUCUCUCUGGAGAUAUUACAACCGGAGUGAAUGUGCCUAAUUACCCCCUGCUGUUCUCUUAUUUAUCCUUCCCAUGGAAACACAUACAAUUCCGUAGUAAUACAGACACAGUUACAUUUUAAUACAGUGGACCCCAAAGGUAUUCACCUAGUUCAAUAAGGUGUAGCCUAGCUCAAUAAAGUUCCUUCAGGAUAUUGCAGGAACUUGUCAGUCUGUUACAUCAACAACAUCUUGAAAGCUAUAAAUGCAAUGUAGCCUCAGCACAUUUGCAUACAUUUCAAAGCACUAACAAUUGUAGAUUAGCAAAAUCUCUUCCCAAAAACACUAACCCACAACCCCCCCCACCUGGGUUCAGAAAGGAAGGAGAAAGAUUUAUUAGCCAUUAACUGAGAACUCAGCCACUGGUUUGCUGUGACUGCUGCUUAUCAGUUUCAUCUCAUUGAUUCCUUGUGCUCUCCCUUUCCCCCUAGUCUCUUUGAUGUAUCCACCUGUUGUUUCUCAUCCACUAGUGAGGGUAUGUUACGUGUAGAUCAAGGCUCAGUAUAUGAAUCUACUAAUUACUCUGUUGAGAUGGUUCUAAGACUUGUGAGGGAUAAACGAGAGUAAGGUGGCUAUCAGACAUUGAUCACUGUAGUGAGUUUAUAUGGCCAGCCAAUUGAGUCUAGCUGCUGGUGAUGUUUGACGCUUAGGGUAAGAAACCAUUCCAAAUCAAGUGUCUGCAGUUGGGAAGGAUCAGGAGUUACCAUAAGUCUAAGACGACUGAAAGCCCUCAGCUUUCAUUUAAAAAAAAUAACUGUCCUUUGAUAAGCAAUGGCAAUAAAAACAACACAGAAUCCUACUGACAGUUUGUAUGCAGCCAUCAGUGAGUGCCAGCUGGUUAGCGAAACGAGGAUCUCUUCAUAUUCUCAUGUGUGUAAAAUUAGGCCUUGUUUUAUAAAAUUUAUAGUAUUUACACUGUGAAUUUUCCCCCAUAAGGCUUUGCUGUUACUAUUCUCUUUGCCUUGUAUAUAUUUUUUCAAUGUAUUUUUCUUUGUUUAUUUUAUUUUCUUUGUUUAUAGUUUAUUUGAUGUUUGGUUUUGUCCAUUAUAUGUAUAACAUUCGCUGUAUGUCUUUGCAACAACAGAACAAUAUAAAUGUCCUGGAGCUUAUGAUUUCAAUACCUUUAAUGACUUUUUGUAAAAAAUUUAAAUAUAAAACAAGUCUAAUACUUUGUAGAUUUUAAUAAGUAGAAGCAGAUUUUUUUAUCCUUUGGACACACAUACCCCUCUGAAGGGAAAACUAGUGCAGCUGUGUUGAAAGUUUUUCUGAGGAAUACCUAUGGCAAAUAAAUAUUCCAUGUAUGUGUGAA
Gopherus evgoodei (Goodes thornscrub tortoise) is the source of this 2964-nucleotide messenger RNA. RefSeq names its product C-type lectin domain family 2 member L-like. The record is from RefSeq and is a predicted model, not a curated record. Bases 407 to 955 code for a protein of 182 amino acids. The transcript has 5 exons. NCBI's taxonomy places the organism in Eukaryota, Metazoa, Chordata, Testudines, Testudinidae.